GUGGGGGGUACAGCGUGUGCCCUCGGUAGCCGUUGACGCCUCGCACAACCCCGCGCGGGUUGGCGGGUGAUUUCUGCGUUGCCGGAUGUGUGUUGGCGUUUACGCCCCGCUGUGUGUUUUCAUUCUGGUGUCUCUCUGUGUCUGUGCGCUGUUUUCUGCCCUGCCCCGUCCGAUGGCCCCCGGCGUCCGCCCCCCCGCCCCGCCUCGUCCCGUGCCCGCGCAGCAUAAGCUGAAGUCUUCGCAGAGGGACAAGGUACGGCAGUUCAUGUCCUUCACGCAGGCCGGGGAGAAGACGGCCGUGUACUGCCUCACGCAGAAUGACUGGAAGCUGGAGGUCGCCACGGACAACUACUUUCAGAACCCAGAGCUUUACUGCAAGGAGUCCAUGAAAACCUCGGUGGACCGGAAAAGGCUGGAGCAGCUCUACAACCGAUACAAAGAUCCCCAGGACGAGAAUAAGAUCGGCAUCGACGGGAUCCAGCAGUUCUGCGACGACCUCUCGCUGGACCCGGCCAGCAUCACCGUGCUGGUGGUGGCGUGGAAGUUUCACGCCGCCACUCAGUGCGAGUUCACCAAGAAGGAGUUCCUGGACGGCAUGACCGAGCUGGGGUGCGACAGCCCAGAAAAGCUGAAAGCCCUGUUGCCCAGAUUAGAGCAGGAGUUGAAAGACAGCGGGAAGUUCAAAGACUUCUACCAGUUCACUUUUAACUUUGCCAAAAACCCCGGACAGAAAGGUCUCGAUCUGGAGAUGGCCGUAGCCUACUGGAACCUGGUUCUGUCCGGACGAUUUAAGUUCCUCGAUCUUUGGAAUAGGUUUCUUUUGGAACACCAUAAACGAUCCAUCCCAAAGGACACGUGGAACUUAUUGUUGGACUUUGGUAACAUGAUCGCAGAUGACAUGUCUAACUACGACGAAGAAGGUGCGUGGCCGGUCCUUAUAGAUGACUUUGUGGAAUUCGCCCGACCGAUUGUUACAGGAUCCAAACGCAAGACUCUCUAAGUCCCACGCCGACUCUGGAAAGCCAGAACAUUGUUUCUUUUACAGCGACAUCAUAGUUUUUUUUAAGACUUGUACAAAAAAGAGAAAAAGUGGAAAAACUGUAGACUUCGGAGAGCAAACGGAAGCACUUGAAACCGUCUUUCAGGGAGCUGAGUUGAUGAAACAACUGGCCGCGCCUCGCGUCUCCUUCGAGACGGAGGCCUCGUACGGACAUUGCCAGCCUCUCAGCGUCCUGGAGGGCCCGCCGCUCUGCUCCGGGGAGGAGCGCCACAGCCUCACCGCUGGGCCAACGGGGACGCAGCACCGGGACGAGGCUCAGGCCGCUGUGCGUCCUUUAAAUGGACAGGACAGGAGAGGGCUGCGUGUUUUAAGAUUCUUCCAAGUCAUCUUUUGUUUUGGUAUGUGAAGCUCUGCGCGACUGUGCAAACAUCCCAUGUCUUAGCUCCAGCGUUGGGACGAGAGUGCUCGCUACACCAGCACCGACAGAACUGUUGCAGUUUUUAACUGUACAUACUGUAUCUAACGGGACAGAUAACAGAGAGCUAUACGAAGAAUAAUAUAAUUAUGUUCAGUUUAUAAAUGCAAAAGAUGAUUGUUUUAUGUACAGUAAAAUGCUCAGAUCUCUGAACAGGGGAUGCCUCGAUAUCGUGGAUAAUAAUGCUGUUGGUUUAAUUGUUCGGUGGAUGUCCAGUCAAGGAAUUGUGAGCUCAUUGAAAGCAUGUUCUAAAAAAAAAAAAAAUCAUUUUACGUCACCUCGCCUGGUUUCAGAAAUAAAGUUUCACUAAAGUAAAGUCAGUGCUUUGAUUUAGACGUUAACUAACGCUGGUUCAUCGGUCCGAGUGGUUCAAGUCCUGGAUAGGCAGGGGCCGGUCACACCGAGGUUUAAAAACCUUUCGGUUUCAGACCUACUGAAACUUUACGUCCUGCGGUUUAUAUUGUUUAAACUCAUUUAAGGUGCUGGACGGAGUACCCAAGUGAGCGCUGCCGGUCAGCUGGCAUAGAAAAAAGGCUACUACAUGUUUCUAAUAGUUGCAUAGAAAGACUAAUUCCACUGAUUAAAAAAAA
Molecule: messenger RNA, 2065 nt
Organism: Fundulus heteroclitus (mummichog)
Lineage: Eukaryota; Metazoa; Chordata; Actinopteri; Cyprinodontiformes; Fundulidae
Gene: dcun1d2a
Product: DCN1, defective in cullin neddylation 1, domain containing 2a
Exons: 6
Coding region: 86-1000 (304 amino acids)
Biological process (GO): protein neddylation; positive regulation of ubiquitin-protein transferase activity
Cellular component (GO): ubiquitin ligase complex
Molecular function (GO): cullin family protein binding; ubiquitin conjugating enzyme binding; ubiquitin-like protein binding
Source: RefSeq, a predicted model, not a curated record